Molecule: messenger RNA, 1302 nt
Organism: Colletotrichum chrysophilum
Lineage: Eukaryota; Fungi; Ascomycota; Sordariomycetes; Glomerellales; Glomerellaceae
Exons: 4
Coding region: 1-1302 (433 amino acids)
Source: RefSeq, a predicted model, not a curated record
AUGGUCAGAUUCUCAAAGCAAGCGGACGAAAUCCGCAUUCUCACGGCUAAUGCCAUGUUGGGAUACGGAUACAAGUCCGAUCACUUCUGCUUCGGAAUUCAUGAGUACCGCCCUGAUGCUAUUGUUAUCGACUCUGGCAGCACGGAUGGCGGGCCAUUCAAACUGGGCAUGGGCAGAAAGACAGUUGCCGAUGAAUCAUACAUCCGCGACCUAACGCCAUACAUCACAGCCUGUGCCCACUAUGGCAUGAAGCUCCUCAUUAGCAGUGCCGGUGGUGACGGCAGCGACAAGCACGUUGCUGAAAUUCUCGCCAUUGUCAACAAGAUUAUUGAGGACAACGGCUUCAAGUUCAAAGUUGCCACAAUUGGUGCCGCGGUUCCGAAGGGCCUUAUUCGGCAGAAGCUCAAAGACGGAAAAAUCAGCCCCUGUGGGCCUGUUCCCCCUCUUACCCCCGAGGAUAUUGACUUGGCCGUUGAUAUCGUCGCCCAGAUGGGACCUGAGCCGUUCAUCAAAGCUCUCGAAGAGGAGAAGCCAGACAUCAUUGUGGCAGGCCGCGCAUACGACCCUUCGCCAUUCGCGGCGUUCUGCAUGAACCUCGGCGUUGAGCGAGUCCCUGCGUUCCAUCUGGGGAAGAUUCUCGAGUGCGACGGCCAGUGUGCUCUAGACGACUUCCUCGAGAACCGGGUGCGAAACUACACCCGAGGACUGUUCCCAGAGCUCGAUAAAUCCGAUGAUUGUCGUCUCAUCUUCCACGUUUAUGGUCGUAAUGCCAUCAUAGGACCUUUGGAGCCGAACUCUGAGCCUGCUCACGAAGUCGGCGUGCUCGGGGAAGUCGUUGCCCCUACAGCAGCGAAGGCCAUGGCUAUUUGCAACAGUGCCCGAGUCUCCUGCCUCCAUCUCUACUACCCUGGCAUUCUUGCGACUACGGGAAACUUCGCAAGCCCGCUGAGUCCACACGAGCAAGACGCAGGUGCCGUUUUCAAAUUCAGUCUGUAUCACUUGAUGGAGAUCGACGAUCCGACUGACCCAACCAUCUUUCCGAUCAAGUCAUCUACGGCCGGCGCAGGCACGUUUGUGAAGGACAAAAACUUUGGCAAGCAGUUCUUCAACCUCGACAACUUUCUGAACAUCUCCCCGGAAGAGAUCAAGACCAAAUCCGUUCCGACCGGUCCUGCCACAAUGAGAGACGUGGCAAGCGUUGUGCGGUCCAAGAACAGCGGGCCUUUUGAGUUGUCGUUUGACAUUAUGUUUAAUGAUGGAAAAGCACUAUCAGCGUGUCAAGAGGGCCAAUGUUCUCACUAA